AUGUUUAGGGACCUUGGAACAUCAUUAACUAACCUCCAGGUGCUCUGGAUGGCUCGCUGUGGACUAACUGACUUGGAUGGAAUUUCUUCUUUCUGUUCUUUAAAGGAGCUGUAUCUAGCAUACAACAGCAUCUCGGAUGUUAGCCCAGUGAGCAUGCUGGAGCACCUGGAAGUCCUCGACCUGGAAGGGAACAACAUAGAAGAUAUUGUGCAGAUCCACUACAUAGCUCUGUGCAACAAGCUGAAUACCCUCACUUUGGAAGGCAACCCUUUCUGCUUUCAACAAAACCCAGGGGCCUCAGAGGAUUCAAAUGGUAACUACAGGGAGGCAGUCAAGAAGCUAAUUCCACACUUGAAAUAUUUGGAUGACGUUCCUGUGAGUGAGAGCUGCACUCAGUCUAACCGUACCGUCAGUAAGGAUUGGCUAAUUGUGAAGGAAGCCAUUAAGGAUGGCAUCUCUGCUGAGGAUCUUGAAAAUCUAGGUGAUGUUGUUGGUUCAAGCAGGCUUGCUUCUCGUCAGCACCAAAAUUCUUCAUCUCCGAGGCCAUCAACCUGCCCGAGACCCCACAGUGCUGGGAGGGUCUCCACAGGGUUAUCUGUUGGGAUCUACAGGGCUGGAGCUCAUGACAACAGGCUUCAAGAUGGUGCCAGCGACCUAACACACGGUACGGGAAGCAUCUUUUGUGGAAACCCUGUCACAGCUCUCCGUGCAAGGAAGAAGAAACAAGGUGAUGUAAUCUCCAGGCUGGAUCCUCGAUUCCUCGGUGUUGUCCUCUUCCUUUCUCUGAGCGUUGCGAACCUGUGA
Pristis pectinata (smalltooth sawfish) is the source of this 804-nucleotide messenger RNA. It is a transcript of the gene lrrc56, whose product is annotated as leucine rich repeat containing 56. The record is from RefSeq and is a predicted model, not a curated record. NCBI's taxonomy places the organism in Eukaryota, Metazoa, Chordata, Chondrichthyes, Rhinopristiformes, Pristidae. The coding region runs from base 1 to 804 and encodes 267 amino acids. Gene Ontology annotation, molecular function: protein binding. The transcript is spliced from 6 exons.